AUGGAUAAAAUUAUAAUAAAAGAUCUUUUAAUUCAAGCAGUUAUUGGUGUUAAUCCAGGUGAAAGAAUAAUUAAACAAAAUAUUAUAAUUUCAGUUACAGCAUAUAAAGAUUUAUCAAAAUGUGGAUCAUCAGAUAAUGUAAUUGAUACAGUUUCUUAUAGUUCCUUAUCGAAAUCAAUUUGUUCCUAUUCAGAAUCAUCACAUCAUUAUACAUUAGAAGCAUUAGCAACUGGUGUGGCAAAAAUUUGUUGUUUAGGAUUUGGUAUUGAACGUGUUAAAGUUUUGGUACAAAAACCAGGUGCAAUUAAAUUAGCUAAAUGGCCAGGUGUUCAAAUUGAAAGAACUUUAGAUUAUUUUAAAUCAAAUUCAUUUGUUGAAAUACCUUCAAAAUUAAUUAAUAAUAAUAAGAAUAGUAAUAAUAGUAAUGCUGGUAAUAAUAUAGUUUAUUUAGCAUUUGGUUCAAAUCUAGGUGAUAAAUUUCAAAAUAUUUUAAAUAGUUUUAAAAGAUUAGAAAAACAAUGUUUUAUACAAUCAACUUCAUUCAUGUAUGAAAGUUCACCACAAUAUUAUAGAGAACAAGAUUCAUUCUAUAAUUGUGCUUGUAAAGUUAGUACAGAUUUAAAACCACACGAUCUAUUGAAAUUCAUUAAACAAAUUGAAAAUGAUAUGGGUAGAGUUGAAACAUUUAGAAAUGGUCCACGUGUAAUCGAUAUCGAUAUCAUCUAUUAUAAUGGUUUAAUCAUCAAAACCGAUGAUUUAGAAAUACCACAUCCAUUAAUGUGGGAAAGAGAUUUCGUAUUACUUCCACUCUCUGACAUUGCUCCAAAUUUCAUUCAUCCAACAUUACAUAUAACAACAAACAGAAUGAAAUUAAAUUUACCAAAUGGUGGUAACAUUCAUAACAUACCACCACCACCAACUGCAACAACAACAUGUAAUAAUAUAAUUGAAAAAGUUAUUAGAAUUGGAAAUUUAAAUUAUAAUUGGAAUGAUAAAACAUUUAUAAUGGGUAUUUUAAAUGUUACUCCAGAUAGUUUUGUUGAUGGUGGUAAAUUUAAUACUCUUGAGAAAUCAAUUCAACAAGCUACUGCCUUAAUUGAACAAGGUGCUGAUAUCAUCGAUAUUGGUGGUCAAUCAACUUAUCCAGGUGCUCAACAAAUUUCAAUAGAAGAAGAGAUCAAUCGUGUUGUGCCAACCAUUAAAAAGAUUAGAGAAGUAUUGGGUAAUGAUAUUCCACUUUCAAUUGAUACACUUCAUCAUCAAGUUGCAAAGGAAGCAAUAUUAGCAGGUUGUAAUAUCAUCAAUGAUGUUAGUGGUGAAUUUAGAGUACCAAUUAUAUUAAAUCAUUCACAACCAACAACUCAAUAUUUACAACAAAAACAAAAUGAACAAUAUUUAAAUAAUAGUAAUGAUAGUAAUAGUAAUAGUAGUAUAAAUACAAAUGGUGAAGAUAAUAAUAAUAAUAAUAAUAAUAAUAAUAAUAAUAAUAAUAAUAAUAAUAAUAAUAAUAAUAAUAAUAAUAAUAAUGAUGAUAAUGAUAACGAUAAUAGAUCAAAAAUUAAACAAAAAAUUGAUUUAUCAAGUCCAAAAAUUGAAACUUGUACAAAGUUAGGUUUAUUUAGAUGGCAAAUUAUUUUGGAUCCAGGUUUAGGAUUUUAUAAAACUUAUGAACAAUCAAUUGAAAUUUUACAAAGAGGUAAAGAAUUGAUGGGUUUAGGAUUUCCAGUAUUAAUUGGUCCUUCAAGAAAAGGUUUUAUCGCAAAUACAAUUGCAAAUGCUGAAAAGGAUAAAUCCUUACCACCACCAUCUCCAAAGAGUGAAAGAAGAUUAUGGGGUACAAUAGCUUGUUGUUGUAUUGGUUCAAUGUGGGGUGCAAAUAUAAUUAGAAUUCAUGAUAUUCCUGAAAUUAGAGAUGCAAUGUUAAUUUCUGAUUCAGUUAAUAAACCACAACGUCGUUAUCAAAUUCAAAAAUAA
Messenger RNA from Dictyostelium discoideum AX4, 1974 nucleotides. RefSeq names its product dihydro-6-hydroxymethylpterin pyrophosphokinase (gene fol1). The transcript is spliced from 3 exons. Bases 1 to 1974 code for a protein of 657 amino acids. The record is from RefSeq and is a predicted model, not a curated record. Gene Ontology annotation, molecular function: dihydroneopterin aldolase activity; dihydropteroate synthase activity; 2-amino-4-hydroxy-6-hydroxymethyldihydropteridine diphosphokinase activity. Gene Ontology annotation, biological process: folic acid-containing compound biosynthetic process; tetrahydrofolate biosynthetic process; folic acid-containing compound metabolic process. NCBI's taxonomy places the organism in Eukaryota, Evosea, Eumycetozoa, Dictyosteliales, Dictyosteliaceae.